AAUCUCCUUGUGAUGUUUUACAAUGAAGGCAUAACCUCCAAUUGCAAGAUCAUACUUAAAACUUUUGAGAAAUAUAGUGUUGAUUAACACUGCCCUCUUAAAGUUCACUGUAUUUUUCUAGAGAUCACCAGUGAGGGAAUAUGAGAUAAAGCUUAAUGGAGUGAAGACUUUGAUGACCUCUUGUUCCUGUCCAUUGGCCACUGUGGACUUCAGCCUACCCCUCUCCCCCCUCCCAGCUGUAAUUAUAUCCUCCUUCCCCUAGUAUCUAAUGAAAAUUCUGCAACCAUGACUUUGAAUGAAAGUUCACUGGAGCAAAUAGAAUAUUAAAGAGCCAGAAUUCUAUCCUUGUAGUAAACAUCAGCCAGCUGAAAGUCUUCCAGCCAUAUACCAUUCAUGAUAGUCCAGCUCUUUGCUACUUAUUCAUACAAGGAUGGGAGAGUCUCUAAAAUAUUUUAGCCUGUCCACGUAUCUUGGGAAUCAAUAAUACUGUCAGUGAGAACUCCGUGUUUGAAUCCUGAAGAUAGCUUUUAGACUCUGAAAGUUGCUGGGCCUAAAAGGGUGAACAACAUAUGCAAUAAUGUUGCCUCAAAAGAGGGGUGAGACCCCUGAGACACAAAGUAGAACUUUACAAGUUAAGAAUACUUUUCAAACCAGUCUGUCAGCCUGGAAAGUAAAACAGAAACCUAGUGACUCAAAGACCAUCUUGAAACAAAAUCCAGUGGAAGCUCAUGAAUAUAUGGAUGUUCAAGCUGAAGACACACUGCAAAUAGCACUGCAAUACUUUGAGAAAGGUCCCAUUAAAACUUCAUCCAAGAAAGAUAAAAUUUUGGAAAAACACUUGAAAAUGGUGGAAACUGUGGCUUGGAAAAAUGGAUUAGCUCCAGAAGCAAUAGAUGUUUUAUUGAAUGUGGCACUCGGUGGCAAAUUUGGAAAUGCUGUAAACACACGGCUAUUGAAGUGUAUGAUUCCAACAAAUUUAAUUUCAGAAGAUUCUGUAAUUAAGGCGGUCUCCUGGCUCUGUGCUGGAAAGUGCUCUGGUAGCACCAAGGUACUAUUUUAUCAGUGGCUGGUUGCAAUGUUUGACUUCAUUGAUCAUAAGGAACAAAUUAACUUGCUUUAUGGCUUCUUUUUUGCUUCAUUGCAAGAUGAUGCACUCUGUCCUUAUGCUUGCCAUUUGUUAUAUUUACUUACCAAAAAAGAAAAUGUUAAACCAUUCCGUGUGAGAAAACUACUUGAUCUUCAGGCCAAAAUGGGACUGCAACCACAUCUCCAAGCUUUGUUGUCACUGUAUAAGUUCUUUGCUCCUACUUUGAUUUCUGUGUCUUUACCUAUGAGGAAGAAGGUCUACUUUAAGAAUUCAAAGGCUCUGUGGAAUUCAGCUGUGCUUGCUGUGAGACUUAGAAACCAGAGCCCUUUUUCAGAGCCCCUAAAACUGACUUUAAAUCCAGCUAAUUUCAAUCCUUUAAAAAGAAAAUGGAAUUCUCGUUCAGUUAUACCAGUGCUGAAUUCUGGUAGCUGCACUAAAGAAUGGGGAAAGAAGGAGAUGAGUCUUUCUGAGUGUCUCAGUUGUGAUAGAUUACUUCCCCCAGAAAGGCUUCAGAGCUUCCCUCUACUCUUACAAAAUAUUCAUUGCUUAGAGCUGCCCUCUCAGAUGGGCUCAGUGCUACACAGCUCUCUGCUACUACACUACAUUAACUGUGUCAGAGAUGAAUCACUCUUACUGAGGCUGUACCACUGGUUGAGUCAGACAUUACAAGAAGAAUGUAUUUGGUAUAACGUGAACAGUUAUGAACAGAGAAAAGAGUUUACCAACUUGCUAGACACCGUCAUCAGGGCGGAAUGCUUCUUACAAGAGGGGUUUUAUUCCUGUGAAGUUUUCGUGUAUAAGAGCAUUCCUCUUUGGGAUGGCCUCUGUUGUCGGUCACAGUUCCUUCAACUUAUGAGCUGGAUUCCUUUUAGUAGCUUCUCUGAGAUGAAGCCACUACUUUUUGACCACUUAGCACAGCUUUUCUUUACAUCAACCAUUUAUUUCAAGUGUAGUGUUCUUCAGACCCUGAAAGAGCUACUACAGAAUUGGCUGUUAUGGCUCUCUGUGGACAUCCACAAGAAGCCUGUGAUGAGCAGUCCUCUGGAGACCACUUUGGGUGCAUCCAUGAACUCAGUAGCUAAACUGAUCCACUAUGUAGGAUGGCUGUCCACUGCUGCAAUGCGCUUGGAGAGCAACAGUCCUUUCUUGCUACACUUUAUUUUGGAUUUCUAUGAGAAGGUAUGUGAUAUAUAUGUAAACUAUGACCUUCCGUUAGUGGUGUUGUUUCCUCCUGGGGUCUUCUAUUCUUCACUUCUCAGCCUGGAUGCCAGUACUUUGAACCAGCUUUCCUUUAUUAUGCACAGGUAUCAUAAAAAUUUGAUUGCUGCAAAGAAGAAUGAAUUAGUACAAAAGACAAAAUCAGAGUUCAGUUUCAGCACCAAGACUUUUCAACAGUUUAAUCACUAUUUGACAGCCAUGAUUGGUUGCCUGUGGACAUCAAAACCCUUCGAGAAAGGAAUGUAUAUUGACCCCAAAAUCCUAGAAAAAACUGGAGUAACAAAAUAUAAAAACAGCUUAAAUUUAGUCCAUCACCCUUCUCUAUUGAGCUAUGCUGCUUUCUUUUUGCUACAGGAAAGCCCAGAAGAAAGGACAAUGAACAUAAGCUCUAUUCGGGAGAAGAAAUGGCACUCAUAUUUGGAGUAUUUAUUUUCAGAGGGAUUCCAUGGCUUGAAAUUUUUCAUAAGAAGUAGUAUUCAUCAUUCUGUCUCUUGAUCAGAAAGCAUAACCAUAAAUCAGUAUUAAAUAAUGAUAAUUGACAUAAACAAAUAGCAUGCUGGACUAAAUCCUUUCUUGUUGCCAGAGGGGCCAGCUAGCUUAACUUGAGUUUCUAUAUCUAGUUAGUGAAUAGUUGUAAAUAGAGAAAAGAGUUUCUCUGUUAGAGUUCAUUUACUAACUGGACUGCUGUUUUCAAGAAGUACUUAGACUGGUUUUUGAUCAUGGCUUAGGGGAAUACUGAUACCACAACCUUAAUAAAGUACCUUUAUUUUUCAGGAGUUAUAUUUUUAGCCUACUUUAAAAAAAAUCACCUUAUCAGGCUUUUUCUUUCACCAAAUUAUACAUGAUGAGACACAUAUGCUUUGUUAUGGGAUGUUUUUUAAUAUUUUUGUGUACUAUAAGUUGCAUUGAUGGAAUACAGUGUAUGAUACACAGUGGUAUUUAAUUCAUAGACUUGCAAAAUAUUCUCCCUCAGUGAAAACUACCAUGAUUGCCAUCUUAUAGGAACAGUGCCAGCACCAAAUUAAUGGAAUACAGAGCUUAUGACUCUUUAAGAGCCUGAAAUAGCUGAUGGCUUCUUAUGCCUUUAACUGAUAAAAUUGUAUUGGGGGAAGGAAGGAGAGAGAACUAUGGGCAUAAUCAAGACAUUUCUAUUAAUGGUGGUUUGAUUUCAUGAGACUGUUGUAUUUUGUUUUUGUGUAUAUGUGUAUACCUAGUUUUUAAAUAUUCAAGUCUGUACACUUGUAUCUUUAU
Molecule: messenger RNA, 3556 nt
Organism: Octodon degus (degu)
Lineage: Eukaryota; Metazoa; Chordata; Mammalia; Rodentia; Octodontidae
Product: centromere protein I-like
Exons: 3
Coding region: 578-2800 (740 amino acids)
Cellular component (GO): kinetochore
Source: RefSeq, a predicted model, not a curated record